GGUCCUGCUGGAGGAGGAAUAACCAACGUAAGGAGGAGGUGUCAUGCCCUUCACUGCUUGGCGCAGUCAGUGCUGAUCGCUGUCAGACGGGGACGAGGUACAGACCGGAAUGGUGCAUUUAAAUUGCCCUUUAUAACGCCGAGGACGCCGGGCUCGGUCUAUCGUCUGUUUUUGGAUUAUUUACAUUAUUUACCGGGGAGAAAAACGACAUUUCAUGCCCGAUCGCAGAGCCGGAGCGACGGGAAAAUGCAGCGCAGCGGGUGUUUGGCUGCAGGUGGAUGGCCAACCUGACGGUCCCAGCCGCCGCUUCCCUCCCGUUCAGCCGCCGCUGCAGCAGCAGCAGCCGGUCUGGCUUCAUCCAGAGCUGUAAAAAGAAACUGAAAACAGAGAGAACCGCAGAUCAGACAAACAAACCCGAGCCAUGCUUCCAGGGGUCGGCGUGUUCGGCACCAGCCUGACCGCCAGGGUGAUCAUCCCGCUGCUGAAGAAUGAGGGCUUCGCCGUCAAAGCGCUGUGGGGCCGGACGCAGGAGGAGGCGGAGGAGCUGGCCAAGGAGAUGAACGUACCGUUUUACACCAACCGGAUCGACGACGUGCUGCUGCAUCAGGAUGUGGAUCUGGUCUGCAUCAACCUGCCUCCGCCUCUGACGCGGCAGAUCGCGGUCAAAACACUGGGUAUUGGAAAGAACGUCAUCUGCGACCGGACAGCAACGCCUCUGGAUGCCUUUCGAAUGAUGUCGGCAGCCCAGUACUACCCCAAGUUGCUGAGCAUUAUGGGAAAUGUGCUACGUUUCUUGCCAGCCUUUGUGCGGAUGAAGGAGUUGUUAGAGGAAGGGUACAUCGGGGAGCUUCUGGUCUGUGAGGCCCAGGUCCACAGCGGUAGUCUCCUGGGGAAGAAAUACAACUGGAGUUGCGAUGACUUGAUGGGAGGCGGUGGUCUGCAUUCGGUGGGCAGUUACAUCAUCGACCUGCUUACGUUUUUGACUGGUCAGCGUGCAGCAAAAGUCCAUGGCUUCCUCAAAACCUUUGUCAAACAAACAGAUCACAUCCGGGGUAUCCGUCAGAUCACCAGCGACGACUUCUGCACGUUCCAGAUGGUACUGGAAGGAGGAGCCUGCUGCACCGUCACGCUCAACUUCAACGUGCCCGGAGAGUUUCGGCAGGAGGUGAUCGUUGUGGGGACGGUCGGAAGGUUAACGGUCAUUGGGACGGACCUGUACGGACAGAAGAACAGUGGGGGUGGAGGAAGCGGGGGAGGUCCUGAACUCCUGCUUAAAGACACCACACCUCUAGAGAAGGCUUCCUUACCGGAGAAGGCCUUCAGUGACAUUCCGUCCCCGUAUCUUACCGGAACGAUCCGCAUGAUCCAGGCUGUGCGGCAGGCCUUUCAGGACCAAGACGACAGGAGGACAUGGGAUGGGAGGCCUCUGACAAUGGCUGCUACCUUUGAGGACUGUCUUUAUGCUCUUUGCGUGGUGGAUACCAUCAAGAAAUCCAACCAGUGUGGAGAGUGGCAGAACAUUGUGGUGAUGACGGAGGAACCGGAAAUCAGCCCAGCCUAUUUGAUCAGUGAGGCCAUGCGGCGGAGUAGGAUGUCACUAUACUGUUAACAUCCGGUUGAUGUGUUGACCCUUUUAAAAUAGAAUUGGAGGUUGCGCUGCAAAGGCUUUGUUGUUGUUGGAACUUUCAUACAGCUACUGGGUUCAGUUCUUAAAUUCUUCACCAGUUCAUUUUAAUACUGUCAAAUCUGUAUUGUUACUGUUACAGACAGCAAGGUUACACCACUAUGAUACAGUUAUGGUUUCCCAAUACCCUGCCUCAGCAGUAGAGGCAAAGCAAUGCGAUCAAUGAUCAAACUUUUAUUUAUAGGGAAGCCUAUCCUGUUGUUUUCUGUUUUGACAGAAGACUUGAGUCCUUCCAGGGAGAUUGUAAAUCAAACUGAUUCAAGACAUAGUCCUACAAUGGAGGCAGAUCAGGGAGUGAAACUAAUGCUACUGUGUUCUGCUUAACCAUAAUGGUAUUGCGCCUCUCAGCUUCUCUUCUAUAUGACUGGGUCUGGAAGACAACACCUUACACUGUGGGUCCAAACGAGGACAGCCAAGGAAGAACGAUAGUCCUCUCAGUUAAAACUGUGCCCCUGUAUUGUUGCUAUACUCCGAAGGACUUGUUAGUUUUACCAAGUGAAUGUUUAAAAAAAAUCAGUGUGCUUGAUAGUUUCAGUCUCUGUCUGCUCUGUAGGCUUUCUCCGUAUGUGUGAAACAAGAGAGAAAAGAAAUCAAUGGUUUGGCUGGUGGGCUUUUCAGAAGGGUUUACCUUCUGGUUUAUGUAUGCAAUAUAUCCAGGCUGUAGUCUGCAGCACAGAUACUUUUAUCUUCCAGCCUGGGGUAAAGGGUUAAAAUACUCUAUGGUAUGCCUUUAUGCAGUUAGAGUAGCCUGUGCAUCCGUUUGCGAGUCCUGUAUGAGAAGCCAGUACAAUGAUACUUUUGCUGUUUGUCUUAUUUAUUUCAUGCUUUUUCUAGUUUUCAUGAAGCAUGGCCAUGAAAUACACAGAAUUCUGUGUGAUGUGAGCAUAUCUGUACUGAGCCUUAACUGUGGAUAUUAAUAGUCUUCUGAGAAAUGUGGGGGUUUUAUCCUCAUAUCGCAAUGCAAUGGGUCACACCUGCAUCAACCCACCGUGAUUUAGCAUUUAGCAUGCUUUAUGAAGCUUCUUUAACAUGCACAGUGAAAUGCAGGUUUGUCAGUAUGCAUCGAGUUCAGACCUGUAUGUACAGUAAAACUGCAAAACUGUCAGCUACAUAACUGUGCAGCACAGUGUGGUAGAUAGUGGAAUAAAUUAGCAUCUUUUUCCGUUUCUGUUAGAGGUGUGAAAUAUUAAGGCUGGUGUUAUUCUGUAUUAUUAACGCGUUAAUCCAUCUCUCAACACAUUUUGACUACCCUACUCAGCCCCAAGCCCAUUGAUUCAUUCUUAUUGAAGAUGUAAUCAUUAAAGCAGCAUCAGUCAAUAUGAUUUUUAAUAACAAUUUUUGAAUAACAAUGACAAUGGUCAGUGUUUAAUAUGAAAGGUGUUGCGAUGAACCCACAGAGAAUUUCCCACAUCUCUACGUAGCAUUUUAGCAUGUUUCAGCGCAUUGUUUUGGUUUCAUCGCCGACAACUUUGCUGUUUUGGUUCAUUCUCUAAUCAGCCUCGUUUGCAGCCACGACAGCACCAAAGACGGACAGACAGACAAAAUUAGCGAUUAGUUGGUAGACAUAAUAGAGCAAUUCACAACUAAAGAGCUAGGUUUUUUCCACUGAGCUAAAAGAGAAUGACUAUUGGAUUGUGACUUGUCUGCUGCAUGUGUAAAUUGGCAAUUUUUUGCUAACGCGUUACAAUUAAAAGCAGGUAACAUAUAUAGCUUUAAUUUAAACAAAGACCAGUUUCCACAAAACAGCUGAGCACAGUAUUUUUUAGGUUAUGCUACUCAGGAGUGAGUAGAGCUUUUUUGUUAAGGACUAUUUUCAGCUGUUCACUAAUCCACAUUUGGUGCUCUAGUAAGAAAAAUAAAGAACAUCACCACCCAUGUCCUGUAAGGCAUAAUUUACAUGCAUUAUGAGUGCAACUGGCCUUCAGAACUUUAGUGCAGCCAGACUCUAACUACUCACUUUACUAUCUGUCAAUCACGUAAGAAAGCUAAAACAAAUCAUCAGAAAGUAUUUGCAAAUACAGUUUGACUUAAGGUUUGGUAUUACUAAAUGCAGGUGAAAGAAUAACACUGACCUACAAGCCAAAAGAUUGAUUUUUUUUUAUGCAUCUCUGUUCCCCUGUGUGGUUUCAAGUUCUUAAACUGUGCUGAAAUACUAUCUAUGUAACAACAACUACUGAAAAUGUACAUAUAAAAAUAUUAUAAAACAACAAUACGCAUUUGUCUAAAGAAAUAAACAAGUACUGUAUGUAUUUUAUUUGUAAAAACCAAGGAACUGGAACAUGUUUCGAUGAGUGUUAAGGUAUUUAUUCUUUGUUUUUGCUGUUGAAGUUUUGUGGACUGACCUGCAGUGUGUUUUGGAGAUUAACAGCAGACUGAGGCCUUGGAGCGUUCAGCUUCUUCUAGUUCCCCAUCUAUGAAUUAUUGACCAAAAUACUCCUCUCUGAACACUGUUAUGAAAAAGCUUUAUGUUUGCUCUUAAGAUGCAUCAUAAGUCAUCACAAUCAUAAUCCAGCAUAACCACACUGUCAUCCAGUGCAAGCUCUGAUAUGAAAAAUCAACAGUUGCUUUUAUUGUUUAGUGUUUUGAUAUAAUGUGUCACAUUACAACCCAUGGUGCAGUGCAAUCAGCUGCAUUGAAGUUACUGAAGUUACAAUUUUUAGGGAAAAAAACACCCCUGUUAACUAAUCUGUCUGAAAAUGCUCUGAGUCCAACACUGAUAAGCUAUCACUCUGUAAGAUAACUUGAGUUACAUUAUUGCCCCUUGUGUACCAAGUGCAUUAUCACAUCUGCAUAUAGACUUUCCACCUUUGUCUGAUAACAGUUUUCAUAAUACGAAUGCCUGAUUUAAACCUAGACAAGAUGUUCAUUGGAAUUCCCUGUUCUUAUUCAGCUCAAAGGGGCAGCAUUAUGAGCUGAGGAUUUAUGAGAGUGGAGGCCUCAAUUAAUGUAUGGUUUGAAACAUGAAUUCAAGUUUAAGCAACUAUUUAUUUGUCAUCAGACAGUUUUCAUUCCCUCGUCAGGCCUGUAAACAUACUUUAUUACUGUCUAAUUUAUGGCUCUGUACUGUGCCUUGGCUGUUAAGUCUCUCCCACUGGUUACCUGAUAAAUGUGCACAGGGAAUCUAAGGUGAGAGACCAGAGUUUAAACCUGCAUAUACAAUUAGGAUAGAAAACAUGCAGCUGAUGGUCUCUUACAACUAUAUCAUUUGUACGUGUAUUACUCUGUGAUGACAGCAAGUUAAGCUGACUGGAAAUGCUUGACAAGAAGAUAAUCCCCCUUAAACCCUGAGAAUGGUUCUGUCCACCAAGGUCGAAUACAUUGCCUUCCACAGAUGGAAGGCCAUACCAUUUUGAUUUAUAGGGUUACACAAAACAAACUGAAGGUUAAUUAUUUGUUUCCAGUAGCUUCACCAAUAGGAUCCAUUUCAUGCCAUAGUUAUUAGUACCACUUGAUGAUUUAUGAUUUAUUGAAAGUUUCCUGGAAAGUACAAUGUGAUUUGGUGCUAAUUACAGUUGUAAUAAAGACAAAAUUGUGAGAUUGUUAGUAAAUUCAAUUGAGUUUCUUUGAUUUUUAGAGAAAGGUCCUUGAACUAAAUAUUAACUAUUCACUUGGAAAAUGUAUUCUUCAUAUAUGUUGUAUUGUAUGUUUGUCAGUAGACACAUUUUACAUGUUUGCAUGCUCAGUCUCAAGUUUAGCAUAGAGUUUGUUAGCCUAAUAGAAGUGUACCAACUGAUCAUUUUUCCUAUAAUGAACCCUUUUUAAGUACCGCCCCUUUUUGCUUUGCUCUCCAAUAACAGUUGAGCAAGCCUCGGUCAACUUUCUCCUUUCUUGUAGAGUACUUAGAUAUGCUAUGUGCUAGGCUAGUAUAGCUGUUUUUUUUUUUUUUAUUUUAGGCAUCUUCAAGCAUCUGUGGUUGUCUUUUAAACAUAGACGAGCUUAGCACAUAGCAUAUCUAAGUACAGGAAAGGAGAAAGCUGACCAAGGUUCAAAUUACACUGUUCUUCUUCCAGGAAACUUCCUAGACAAUUGAAAAUUAUUAGAAAUUUACAGAUUUGUAAAAUAAAGUGUUACCUUGUUAUCAUAUUUGAACAUUCUAGAUGCAGUCAUGACAUAAAUCCCUCUUCUGCAUACUUGUUGCACUAGUGCUGUUCUCAGUAUGGGGUUAUUUGAAAGAUUCUGGAGGGUAAAGGCAAAAAAUGAUAAGCUUGCUCUUGCUCACUAAGCUGCAGAAAUUCAUCCAGCCCCCAAAGAAACACACUAGUAGUUAAACUCAGCUUUAAUUACACUCAAUAUUUUACCUGCUCCUGUUUCUUCCCUUUUGUCUCCUAAUCCCACAUCUGUGUUUGGACCAUGGCAACUUGGCUCACAGUGUUUCAUUACGCAGGAUUGCCCAGGUUUUGGUUUCUGUGUGUGAGGAUCCUUGCACAAUAGACCCAGUAUGUUUAAAUCAGUUUGGAUCUCAUGCUAAGAUUGAAUUAACUAUAUUUAGUGUCCCGGGGGGUUAAGUUUAGGUCGUUAAGAACCAACAGUGGCUCAUAAUAUCAGCUUAAUCUUCUUGAGUUCUUUCAAGUGUCUGAAAUUUGGAUUUACUCUCAAUUUAUGUCCACACAGACCCGUCCUCCUCCAUGGAGACACAAUUAAAUAGCUCAGCAGACCCAUCCACAGCCAGCUGCCCAUGCUCUGUGCUAAAUGUGCCAUUAGCAUCUGCUUUAAAUUAGGAACAUCACAAGACCAGACUUUUCAUUUCAGCAAGGACUUGGCAAAACACUGAAACACAAAAGCACGGGAAUUUAAUUGACCCUUUCUGUGGUGUGAUGUUGAUAAUGAUAGUGAUGCAGGCACAAUAACACAGCUUAGUAGUGAAACAUCUGCAAAGGCUUUUUAGUGAUCAACCCCAGCUAGAUUCCCACUCGCCUCUGCAUGUAGUUGCAGUGGGCAGCAGUCUGAAACAGAUGAGGCAAUAUCUGGGUUCUGAAGCACUGAAUAUUUAAUGAGUGGAAUUUUAAUGAGCUGAUACAGUAGUGUGCAGAUUUCAUACAUUUUCAAAAUAAGUCCGCAGCAUCAAACGACUGAUUCUCUUAUGUUUUCUUUUAAAUGUUGAAUUGCUGAAUAUUUUAUUUUUCAUUGCAUAUUGAUUCAUUUAUUGAUUCAUCAAAUUGAUGUCCAGGUGAUACAUCAUCAACAGUGUGGACGGUGCAGCUUGUUCUCUCAUGUCUCCCAUAGUACAAAUGCUGUGCUUUAUGUACUGAUGUAGAUAUUUUGUUGCCAAGAACUGUUUUUUUAUUAUUUGUUAGCAUUAGCUUGUUGCUUGUGGCCUGUUAAGGACAAACCGGCUCUGUGCUUCAGAAAAAGGACAUUGCAGAAAAAUAACACAGGAGGUAUCCAGUUCCAACUUUGCACUUUGACUGCCUUGUUUGCUGACAAGUUGUGACUAUGAAUUGCUUGUUCUCGCUGUGCCAGCAUUUGCAAACCGCUCAGGAAAGGCUUUCUCUUACAGAGGGGAGGGGGGGGCGGAGGUGGAUGUGGAGGUGGAGGAGGGAUGGGGUGAAAAUUGUUCAUUUUGGAGACGAACACCCUCAAAGAAGCGCUUCUUCUGCCCUCGGAGACCGUUACUUAGCAACCGGAAGCCACGUUGCCAAAACUAGGUCCUGUCUCCCCCCCCACCCUCUUUCAUUUUCACUCACACAGUAACACACUACCCUCACUCCUCCAUAUGUCUACACACCUCUUUCUCUCCCCCCUCCUUCUCUGACUGACUGGUCAAAGGAUGAACUCUUAACAGGGGUUGUGAUUGAUCUCUCAUCUCACAUUUUUCUCCUAUCAGUCUCUUCUUUUUCACUCUAUCUCCCUCUUUCCCUCUCUCUUUUUCUUUUUAUUGUGAGUCAGGUUGAAGCCUGGAGUACAAGCUCACUGGUGCUUCUUCCCCCAAAAACAUUUCCUCUCCUCUCCUCUCCUCUUCACAUGCCUUUUGGAGCCAGGACAACAGUAACCAAGGCAACCCCUUUAAUAAACACUAAUAACAGACAGAUACCGGUUGUGAAUGCCUUUCCUCAGCUGGUUUAUGAAUGCUGACUCUUGCCAUGUCUUGCUGUACCCUUAACCUGUUCAAAGAAAAACAAAUAUCCACCUGGAUGCUGUAUUGUGACUAUAUCCGAUAUUUAUUGUUCUGUAUGUAUAUUGUGGACGCAUGGACCUCUGUACAUACUGUAAUUUGAGCUCUCAAACGCAUAUUUAUGGCUCUUAAUCUAGAGAAUGUACUUACUGUAGUAAUAAUUUAUAUUUUCUAUCCAUUAAGGACAAUACGCCAUUUUUUGGAGGUCAGUCGGUGUCACAAAAGUAAAAGCCCCCCUGAGUUCUCUGCGUGCUGUUAAAGUGUGAUGGUGCACUUCAGUUAAAUGACCCCUCCCAUCCUGUUUUGUUCUUUUUUGAUUGACUGUGUUACUCCUGACUCAGUGUUCUACUGUCUCGUCUCACUGCACCAGUGCUCGGCAUCGGUUGAAUGUGUGUGAAUGAGGGUGUGUGUGAAAGUGGGGGGGGAAAAGUGUGAUUUGGUGUCUGUGCGUGUGUCUGCAACAUGGUUUACGGCUUCAGCACUUGUCUAAUGCUGCAGUUUCUAUGGAAUAAAAAAAAAUGUACAUCCAUAA
Dicentrarchus labrax (European seabass) is the source of this 8328-nucleotide messenger RNA. RefSeq names its product glucose-fructose oxidoreductase domain containing 1 (gene gfod1). Lineage: Eukaryota; Metazoa; Chordata; Actinopteri; Moronidae. The transcript has 3 exons. The record is from RefSeq and is a predicted model, not a curated record. Gene Ontology annotation, molecular function: nucleotide binding. Bases 422 to 1609 code for a protein of 395 amino acids.